This is a messenger RNA of Austrofundulus limnaeus, 717 nucleotides long. RefSeq names its product 3-mercaptopyruvate sulfurtransferase. NCBI's taxonomy places the organism in Eukaryota, Metazoa, Chordata, Actinopteri, Cyprinodontiformes, Rivulidae. Gene Ontology annotation, molecular function: thiosulfate-cyanide sulfurtransferase activity. The record is from RefSeq and is a predicted model, not a curated record. Gene Ontology annotation, cellular component: mitochondrion.
GUGGUGGAUGUUCCGGGUGUUCGGCCACAGAUCGGUCUCGGUGCUGGACGGAGGCAUGAAGCUCUGGGAGGCUGACGGACACCCGGUGAGCUCCGAGUACAAGAAGCCCGAGCGUAGAGACUUCCAGGCGACCCUGAACGCAUCAUGGGUGAAGAGCUACGAGGACGUCCUGGAGAACAUCAAGACCAAGGAGGUCCAGGUGGUGGACACCAGGUCUYCUGGCAGGUUCAAGGGUACUGAUCCAGAACCCAGAGAUGAUAUCGACCCAGGACAUUUCCCCGGAGCCAUCAACAUGCCGUUCACCGCGUUCCUUGAUUCUUCUGGAAAACAUCUCCAAACCGAGGCCCUGGCCAAGCUCUUCAAGGACGCRGGUGUGGAUGUGGAACGUCCUCUCUGGGCUUCCUGCGGUUCUGGAGUCACCGCGUGUCACGUCAUCCUGGCUGCCGAGCGGCUCGGACACCCGGGGGUCCCUCUUUACGAUGGRUCCUGGUGCGAGUGGUUCCAGAGGGCCGACAAGGAGAACAUCAUUUCAGAGUGGAGGAAGAAGAAGGAGUGAAUGAAAGAGGGAGCAUAAAUACGAAAACUAUCUUUACGCUAAUGUUUUACUAAAGCUAAAUCCUUACUGCACUCUAAGGACAGCUGCAAACAUAAGUUAUUAAAAARAAUUUGAAAUUCUGAAACAAAUUCAACAAGUAAAGGUCAAAGUUUCAUCAUCUG